UGGUUGUUUACAAUGGUCAUAAUCAUCGCAAAACUGGUUGUUUACAAUGGUUAUAAUCGUCGCAAUCCCAUUAUUGGUGGAUUCGCGACGAAAUUUAUAACUUACCACAUAAAUAGGUUAAACCGCUCAAACCGCAUAAAUAUACAGCUGCAACCGCUCAAACCUUCUAUAUUUAUACUACUGAAAAUUUGUUAUGCUUAAGCUCUAAUCGUUUCAACCGCCACCUUAGCUAAAGCAAAAUUCCACAAACUCUCUCUCUUCCUUUAAUUGUAAAGAACUAACUUUAUCAGAUUCUCAUUCUCACAAUUCCAUCAUCACUUUCUUCACCCAUCCAUAUUUCCCACUCUCUUCUUUCUUUCUCCAUUUCUCUUUCUUUUCCUUUUUGUUCUUGUUCUUGUUCUUAUUCUUGUUCUUGUUCUUGUUCUUUUCCUUGUUCUUCUUCUUCUUGUUCUUGUUCUUGUUCUUGUUCUUGUUCUUGUAAGAAGAUAUGCAUGAUUGGGCUGCACCGUUGAUAGCUUCGGCUUUGUUUGCGUUUCUGUCGCCAGGAUUGAUACUGCAGUUUCCGGGGAAAGAAUCACCGGUGGGUUUCAUGAACAUGAAGACGACGGUAGCUUCUAUUUUCGUUCACACUGUUCUCUAUGGUCUCUUUCUUAUCCUCUUCCUCGUCGUUCUCAACAUCCAUGUCUAUGUAUAGCUCAUUUAUUACACUCGUGUAUGUGCCUCUGUUUGUGCCAGGGGAUGUUUUAGUAGUCAUGAGGCUUUGUUUUAGGACUUAUCUCUGUUCUUCUUAAUUAAUCCUUCUCAAUAACCGUUUUUGCUCUA
Molecule: messenger RNA, 822 nt
Organism: Arabidopsis lyrata subsp. lyrata
Lineage: Eukaryota; Viridiplantae; Streptophyta; Magnoliopsida; Brassicales; Brassicaceae
Exons: 1
Coding region: 488-694 (68 amino acids)
Source: RefSeq, a predicted model, not a curated record